Molecule: messenger RNA, 2559 nt
Organism: Capronia epimyces CBS 606.96
Lineage: Eukaryota; Fungi; Ascomycota; Eurotiomycetes; Chaetothyriales; Herpotrichiellaceae
Exons: 2
Coding region: 1-2559 (852 amino acids)
Biological process (GO): DNA-templated transcription; regulation of DNA-templated transcription
Molecular function (GO): zinc ion binding; DNA-binding transcription factor activity, RNA polymerase II-specific; DNA binding
Source: RefSeq, a predicted model, not a curated record
AUGAAUUCUGAAGAGUACGAGCAACGUGACCGUGAUGCCAAACGGAGGAGACUGCGCAAAGGCACGCACAGCUGCUGGGAGUGCAAACGGAGAAAGGUCCGGUGCACCUUUGCCUCGGCGACAGAUGCAACAUGCAUCACCUGCCGCCGGCGCGGCACAAAGUGCGUCAGCCAGGAACUCCCUGAAGAAGUCGGCGAUGUGGAGGACGGCGCAGGUCGCAUGGGACGAGUCGAAGCACUUCUGAACCGACUGGUCCAGCAGAUCGACCACGGAGCGAUACAGGAUGGAGCCGAGUCAAUGCGUGGCCAAAGCCAGGAACAUGACCUUGCUGCUCUUGAGCCUGCCAGUGUCAGCAGCGCAGACGCAAACCCGACUCCAUCCACGUCCUCUUCCUCAUCCUCACAUGAGUCUUCGUCGGGAAGGCACUAUCCUCGAGGAGCGCAGGAUGCGAGUCGUUCUCACUCCAGACCGUCACUCCGCACGCCUACCGUCUUUCAGACAUCUCCAGCCGCCAGAAAGGCCGCUCCUGCCGGAAAUACACACAAUCUUGAACAGAUCUCACAAGCACUCCUUACAGCCUUCCCCAUCCAGAACGACAUUGAGAUCCUACUCGAGGCGUGCAAUGGGCCUGCGGAGUUUUGUUUCAAGGUCAGCAACAUGCUGCACGGCCGAAAGAAGCGCGUGGAAGUGGAAGAUGAAGCGCAGCAAGCGAAGAUUACCAGUCCUCGCACCCAUCCAGUUCUCAUAGCCAAGUACAUGCUCAUACUUUGCUCGCUAACGAUGGGGCUCUCGCCACGGCAGCACGUACCGGGUCUAGCUGAGCAUCACCGCGUCAUCAUGGAGAGACUUGCCGACGCGGCCAUCAGGCUAGUGACAACAAAUGAAGAGCUAUUAGGGACGGUGGAGAGCUUGGAAUGCAUUCUACUCGAGGCACUCUACCACUUGAAUUGCAUGAACAUCCAACGAGCCUGGCUGGCAUUCCGAAGAGCCAUGGUGUCGGCCCAAUUGAUCGGCAUCUGCCGCCCACACUGUCCUCCGCCGAAGAAACUAGAUCCCGACACCAACAUUAACCCACAAGUCAUGUGGUCCAACAUCGUCUACAUGGACCGUUUCCUCUCUUUGACACUCGCCCUCCCUCCAGGCCACACCGACGUGAAGCCAGAGACGACGGACACACUCCUGGCAAAUGGCACCGCCAGGGACACCCCGAGGGGCUGGUUAGAGGGCCUUCACUCCAAGAUCAUUGCAAAGAUCCUCGAACGCAACCAGCUCGGUCUGUCGGAGCGCACGAUGGCCCUGACCCUAGAAAUUGACCGGGACCUCCGCAAGGCGGCUGAAAGUCUACCGGCCGACUUCUGGAGGCUGCCGGUUCUUACUGCCGAUGGGAAGGACGCAGAUGAGACAUUCAGAGAGACAAUGCGCAUCAGGGACCAGGUGACUCACUUCACCUUAGUCAACCAGCUGCAUCUGCCGUAUUUACUCGGGCCCGACACAACCAACAAGCAGAAGCAGAAGCAGAAGCACGAAAAUGAAUAUUCCCGAAGUUCCUGUGUCUAUGCCAGCCGCGAGAUCCUGACGCGAAUCAAUUCCUUCCGUGCCUUUUACGGCAUCUCAACAUGCUGCGGUCUGGCCGACUACCUCGCUCUCAUAGCCGGCGUGACUUUGAUUCUCGCCCACCUCGACAACCAUCGCUACCAAGAAACAGACCAAGUCUUGACUCAUCAGCGGCUGGGGGAUCGGGCCACGAUGAAGCAAGCCCUGGACGACAUGGAGGCGAACUGUGACAUCUACGGAGACACGGUGGUCGGGAGGUGCGCUGACCUGCUGCGCCACUUGCUGCGUUUCGAGGCAGACGCCGCCCAGCGGCAGAGUCAUCGUCUACACAAAGCUCAAGAGACCGAACCCGAGCCCGAGAGCAACCACGGUGAUGCUGGUGGUGAUGGUGAUGAAGAUGAAUGCAACGCCUUGUUCAUUACCAGCCUUUACUUUGGCAGUAUCAAAAUCGGCCGCAACGGCAUCCAGCCCGUCGACACGCUCGCCCCGGUAGGGGCCCACGUUACACAGACACAGGAUCUCGGAGCGGACUUUACGAUCGGCGGCAUCGGCUCCGUCCACAUCGACCAUUCCGUGGCACACGUGGCGAAAGAUUGUGAUUCGGGCCAACCCACUACCAGUGCCCUUGUUCCAGCAGGUCUGCCAAUGGGUGACUGGAUCACGCCCUCACCGCAAUCUGAAGACAUACACGCCGGCACUGUAUCUGUAUCUGACUGUGCGCAGCGGCAGCAGCAUCAGCUCCAGCUCACUAAUACCAUGGCGCCCCAUGAGUUCAUGAUGCAGCCAGAUGCAAUUUCAUACCCGGGUGGUACUGCCGCCAUGCCAAUGCCAGCCAUGGUGGAUGACUGGGCCUUCUCGGCCGUAGACACUGCCUUCUUCGACAGGUUGAUGAUGCCCGGCAUGACCGAUGUCCAGGCUGGAGCAGGAGCAGGAGCAGGAACUGGAGCCUUGGCCCCCGAUUGGGUCCGAGCUGCGCAUGCUAAUGGUGAUCUGGCCGGACCGUAA